Epinephelus moara (kelp grouper) is the source of this 3166-nucleotide messenger RNA. RefSeq names its product TATA box binding protein (TBP)-associated factor, RNA polymerase I, A (gene taf1a). Bases 1214 to 2491 code for a protein of 425 amino acids. The record is from RefSeq and is a predicted model, not a curated record. Gene Ontology annotation, biological process: transcription by RNA polymerase I. Lineage: Eukaryota; Metazoa; Chordata; Actinopteri; Perciformes; Serranidae. The transcript has 11 exons. Gene Ontology annotation, cellular component: RNA polymerase I transcription regulator complex.
CACAGAAACAAUAUCGAGGAAUGAUCACGAAGACAAUUAGGAAUGAUGACAUAAAGAUAAAGACAGGAGGCCUACGUCUCAAUAAAUGAGGGAGGGAAAAAAAUCUUGUCACCCUUCUUACUGUGUUUCAAAUGUGAUUAAUAUGACAAGACUAAAAAUAGAGACAGAUGGCAAGUAAGUAUUUGUCAAAGCACAGCGAGACACUCCGACAAGUCUACAGAAGGUUACGCCUCAAAGCAAUAUUUACCCAAACUCCUCGACUGAGAUACUGUGUAUUCAUUAACUGAACUGAUGAGCACUGAAGGAGAAUGAGUGAUCUGUUGCUCUUUCACACCACUGAGAAGCUUAUCAAGAUAUCAGAGCUUUACCAUACAAUAACAAAACCUAGCAGGGUCCUUCUGCCACAGCAAAGACUGCUGAACUCUGCACCAGAGGAAAACAGGCGUAAGGUUGCAUAACUAAACUCUUUUUAAAAGUUUCCUGCCUCUAAAACCAUCUACAAACAGCUUUAAUCCUGUGUGGAACAUGUAUUUUUUUGCACAAUAAGGGGCGCUUAGUGUUGCAAUCUUGAAGGUAAUGUCGAGAGUAUUAUGAAGGGUAGGGCAGGAAAUUAAUUUCUGCAUUCACAAACUACUUCCAAAUUCAGUCACUGACAUUGUACGACUACAAGCCAGAUGUGGUUUAUUUUACCGUUAAAUUAAUCAUCAUACAAAGGUUGCUUGCUGCCUAAAGGCUGACGUAUUUAUAAAUAAUAUCAGUAACCAAAAUGGACCAUGACUCCGGUUUUCAUUACUGUCGAGUCAUACCAAGAAGAACUCGGCGUAUUGCUCCAACCUCAAAGGAACCUUUGAACUGAGCAUGUGGUAGUUUAGACAGGAACAAGCAAACACUCUAUGGCUGUAAUGAAAUGCAGGGAUUCAAAAUUAAGACACCACAUUGCCUGGAUUGAUUAAUAUGCUCUGUUCAGCCAACUGCAUUUCAUAUCUACUUUUUAAAUGUAGUAAUAAACACAGGCAGGGCUGCAACCAUACCUGUCAGGGCAUUUAUACUCUAAUCUGCAGUGAAAAUAAGAUGUGAAAGAGUCAAGUGGAAGUUUAAGAUCUUCUGUCAACAUCAACAAGGCAGGAUCAGGUGCAUCAAGUUUGGUGGAAGUCAUAACUGGAGCAUCAGAGCCAGUGAUCAAAGGCAGCUGAGUCUAAGCGCUGUGCUGAUUAUGGAUGACACGCAAAUAGAGUCAGUGCCUUUUGAAGACUUAGAAGAUGACAACGAUUCCUCAGACGACAACUCUUCAAAGUCAGGGAAAAAGUCAAAGCUCCCUCUGGUUACUUCUACGUGUGCAGAGACACCUCGUGAAACUGGGUUUCAUGAGAGUACCAGAAUCUGUCUGGAGCAGAUGAGAGAAGCCCUGCUUCAUCACAGAUGGCAGGAGGCAGCAGAAUAUAUGGCAUGUUACACACAAAUGUUGGAAGACCCAACCAAUGGCAGAGCUCAGCCGUGUAAGGAGCUUAUCUGGAGGAUCAGCGCUGAGAUCCUUCACCAUCACCCCAACUCAAAGCUGGACGACUACAACAACAUCUAUGAACGGAUGAAACACUCAGGAGUAAAACAUUACCUGAUGAUCUGUCUGGAACAUGCGUUCCACCUGCUGCUCAAUGGUCACAUUGAGGAUGCAAAGCGUCAGCUGUCUGCUGCAGAGAGUUGGAGGUACGGGAAGGAGUCGGCAGCUCAGUUACAGAGGACUAAACUGAUCCAAGUCUACAGGAGCUUACUGGAUUACAUCAUCUGGUGUGACAAAAAGUUUACACACUCCAGCACUGAGUAUUCCCACUCUGGUGGCAACCAAGACACGCACAACUACUUCAGACAGGCCUCUGUGAAUCUAAAGGAGAUUCUGAAAAAUCCUGGCGUCUGGGAUCCCUUCAUACUGAGCUACGUCGAGAUGUUGGAGUUCUAUGAGGAUCACGAGGAGGCUUUGAAAGUCCUGAAUGAUUACGCAUAUGACAGCACUUUUCCACCCAAUCCCAAUGCACAUGUCUAUCUGUACCAGUACUUAAAGCGGCAUGAUACUCCAGAGAAGAAACUGAUGAAAGUACUGAAGACCCUCCAUGUGUUAGUCCCAAGCCAUGAGUUGAUGUUGGAGUACAGUUCUCUCCUGCUUCAGUCAGAGAAAAAAACUGACACCCAGAAAGCUUUAGAAGUCAUUCUGGAGAUGCUGGACUUCGCCUGCUGGAGGAGCAACCUGGACGUGUGGAAGAGUUUAAAGGCCAUUAUUCAAAAACUACAGUCACAAGAAGACUGGAAGGACGUUGUCUCUGGAAAAAUGGCUGCGAGGAAAGACUGGUGGCCCGUGCUGCACUUCACAAGCUUCCACGCUAGUAAAGACUCUGAGGAGAACCCAGAGCUCAUGGAAGUGAAGGCAUCACUGAUGAAAAUUCUUUGCCCAGACCUAACGCUCAAGUACGCAGCUGGACAGGUGACCAGUGGAGAGUGAACCAGAGACAAGAACUCAAAGAAACAAUUAAAAUGUGUCUUCGUGGUUCACAGUCAAGAACAGAGCAGGGAUGCUGUUGGAGAAACAAACUGAAAAGCUCCAGCAAAGACGUCACCAUGAAGUUUAUUUUGACAAGAUUUCUUUUUUGUGAUAAAAUAUUUCCAGCUCAAGGUUCACUGACACACAUACCUCCAUAUUUUUUUUUAUUUAAACCUUGUUCCUGGUUACUGAAUUGUGCCAUUACUGAGGCACAAGCUACACUGCCCACUGUGUGGAGCUCUUGUUCUGUGUUUGUGCAGCGAGUAUCUGGAGGCUAUGUCCACCUAAUUCUGGCAGAAACUGAGUGUAGCUCUGAAUGUCAGUGUUCAUGUUGUGGUUUCUGUAAACAUUUUAAUGGGAGCAGAGUCUCGCUCUGACCUCAGAUGACCUUUGACUGCUGCACAGAGGGGCUUUAAGGUCACAAGUGUGUGUGUGUGUGUACAGCACUCAGCCUGAGGGAUAUUCUCUCUGUCAAGUCUUUUGUCAGGCCAGAAUAAUCAACACAGAGCUCUCAGCAACAUAAUGUGUGUAAGUUGAAGUAAGUGGGGCAGACCACUGACAGGUGGUUGCUGGGUAAUGGCGUCGACAGGAAGCGGUUGAAUGUGAGAAGUGCCUUCAAUAAAAGAUCAUAAUUGA